AUGUUCGCCGUAGGACGCUUCCUCGCCGCGUUCCCGCAAUGGUUCCUGAAACCCCGCUGGAUCCUGCUCAUCUCGUACGCAGGCAUGAUCGUCUUCUCCAUCCUAUGCAUGAAGACGUCAGGCGCCUCGGCCGCCGCCAUGGCGCUGAUGGUGUAUCUCUUCGAGAGCGGCACCUUCAGCAUCAUCUUCGCCAUCUCGCUACGCGGCAUGGGGCACCACACCAAGACGGCAGCCUCGCUGCUCGCGACGGCCAUCAGCGGCGGCGCAUUCUUCCCGUUCGCGCAGUACGCCGCCCAGCUCGCCGGCGGCGUGUCCUUUUCGUACAGCGUGCUGGUGGCGCUGUACUGCGCGGGCGCCAUCUUCCCGCUGUACCUGAACCUCGUGCCGGCGGCCAAGAAGCAGGUCGACCCCGUGCCGAACGAGCAUCUCCGCCGGCCGCGGCGGCGCAGUCGCGCCAAGAGCAAUGUCCUGCAUCGCGAGAAGGAGAACCCCUCGGCGGGCGGGGUGUUCUCGCGGCGGCGCAGCGUGUUGUCGGAUCUGCUGCCGGCGGUGCAUCUGGACCCGGGGAUGGAGAAUGCUGCGCCGGGGUCGGCGUCUACCCCGCAUCGGACGCGGGCGUCUAUGCAAGGGGGGAUUAUGCAUGAUUUGGCUCCGUGGCCGGAGGACUAG
Messenger RNA from Aspergillus terreus NIH2624, 669 nucleotides. RefSeq names its product putative MFS monosaccharide transporter. Bases 1 to 669 code for a protein of 222 amino acids. The record is from RefSeq and is a predicted model, not a curated record. The transcript has a single exon. NCBI's taxonomy places the organism in Eukaryota, Fungi, Ascomycota, Eurotiomycetes, Eurotiales, Aspergillaceae.